AACCCUAAAAUAAUCUCUCGCUCGCCAUCGCCAUGGCGGCAGUGGAGGAUCGUGUCGAGGCGGAGAUUGUCGAGGAGAAUUCUGCGAAUGGAGCUGAGGGAUUGAUUGCCAAGGGUGUGGCGCCUGUGAAGAAGGAAUUUCUGGUCUCGGCACAGGUGCGUUCUACCAUUUCGGACAAGGACGCCGCCAAGAUUUCCAGCGAGAAGAAGUCCAAGCGGAAGAUAAGAAAAGAGCGAAAGCAGGCUAGAAAGCUCGAGGUGUGCAAUGCCGUGGUUAGAGCUGGUGAUCCAAAUGCCUGUCCAUUUGGGGAGAACUGUAGAUUUAGCCACGACUUGGAAGGCUACUUGGCACAGAAACCGGAAGAUCUUCCUGGAGUUUGCCCGUCAGUGAACUUGAAUGUGCCUUGUCCUUAUGGAGUAAGGUGUCGAUUCUACGGAACUCACACAAAACAAGAUCUGCCGAAGGAAAACCCCGAGGGUGCUAUGGAUGGAGACGAGGAAACAUCGGGCGCUGGCGAGAUCAAUGUUCUUCGAAAGGAUUUUCAGAAGUCACUCUGGAAGAAACUUGAGAGCUUUCCUAAAGCUGAUAGCCAGCUACAAGCGAUGGGUCUCAAAAACAAGGUUUAUGGACCUAAGAAGGGUGCUACAACGGAAGGAGAAAAUGGUGGAGCUGAAACGCAUGACGAAAACAAUGACGUAUCGGAUGACGCAGUUCCGCCUUUGAAGAAGCCAAAGCUUGUGGAUCCUGUGGAGGAUGCUAAAGAACAAGGAGAUGACUGCAAGCUAAACAGCAGGGAGAAGAAGAUAAUCGACUUGAAAGGCAAGCUUUAUCUUGCGCCUCUGACGACAGUCGGGAAUCUUCCGUUUCGGAGGCUGUGUAAGAAGCUCGGGGCCGACGUUACCUGUGGAGAGAUGGCGAUGUGUACAAACCUUCUUCAGGUAAAAGGAAGUUAAAAGGGAAGAAUUAAAAAAACUAAGUUUAGACAUGCCUAAGAAAGAAACCAAAGAAAAUGAGCUCCAGAAGUUGCCUAGGUGCUGUGGCCACAGCAUUGCCAGAAGCUCAAGAAAGAUAGCUCCACAACACCA
This is a messenger RNA of Selaginella moellendorffii, 1085 nucleotides long. RefSeq names its product tRNA-dihydrouridine(47) synthase [NAD(P)(+)]-like. The transcript is spliced from 4 exons. The coding region runs from base 33 to 953 and encodes 306 amino acids. Gene Ontology annotation, molecular function: metal ion binding; tRNA dihydrouridine synthase activity; RNA binding. The record is from RefSeq and is a predicted model, not a curated record. Lineage: Eukaryota; Viridiplantae; Streptophyta; Lycopodiopsida; Selaginellales; Selaginellaceae.